AUGAAACAGUUUUAUAUCAGUGAAGCUUGUUCAAAUAAUCAGCAGAAUCUCUGUUUGCCAAUGAAGCAAAUAUCAGAUGCUAGUGUGCGCGAACAAUCCGCGAAAGGUUCCUGCAACAGUCAUGAAGAACCAUACACUAUGAAUUUCUCGCAAGAUGAAAGCAUGUCAUACACUCAAAUGUUGCUAGGACAUGAAAGGACACCAGAUUAUUACAAUGAUUUUAUACAAGGUCCAAUGGGUGCUGAGACAAGCUGUGACAAGCAUUCAAAAGAAAAACCAAACAACAUGGCUCCAGAACUUCAUGAUUCAGAUGACGACAUUGAAGAAGCAGCACCACAUUAUGACAUAUUUGGUGAGGAUCUACCUAAUGCAAGAACUUAUAAGUUCUUCAAUGAGUAUGCUUCAAUAUGUGGCUUUUCUAUUGCCAAGGCAGGAAAUUACCAUGGAAGGAAAGGUGGAAAUACAGGGCACACCCGUGUGACAUUUGUGUGCAACCGUGCAGGGAAGCCUGAGACAAAAUUCCUGAGAUCCCAUAAGAGCAUGACCGAAGAUGGGCAGUUGUUCAUCCGCGCAUUUGCCUCUGUGAAGCUUCCACCAAGGAAAAUUAUGUCAAUCCUCUCUUACCUGAGAGGUGGUGAUAUACCUUACACAAAGAAGCAUGUUAGCAAUGUGCAAACAGCAAUAAGAAAUGAGUGCAAGCUAAAUGACAUGACGCAGGUCCUUGAUUAUUUCCGUAAAAGAAAAGAAGAUGAUCCUAGGUUCUACUACAAUUUUAAACUUGGUGAAGGCAACAAAGUUCUAAGUCUCUUCUGGUCUGAUGGAAACUCACGGAGGAUGUAUGAGUUGUAUGGAGAUUGCGUCAGCUUUGACACAACAUACAAGACCAACAGAUACAACCUACCGUUUGCUUCAUUCGUAGGUGUAACCGGACAUGGUCACACUUGCCUAUUUGCUUGUGCAAUUAUACAGAAUGAGACAGCAGAAUGUUUCACUUGGUUAUUUCAAGAGUUCCUUCAUUGCAUGGGUAACAAAUCUCCAAAAACAAUCAUAACAGAGCAGUGCGUAUCUAUGGCUACAUCGAUUCCUCAAGUGUUUCCUAAGACAGUUCACAGAAAUUGCUUCUUCCACAUAAGGAAAAAGUGUGAUGAAAAGUGUGGUAGAUCAUUUGCUACAAAAGGGAAAAACAGAGCGAAAUUUGUCCCUGUAUACUUCAAGAAGGAUUUCUUUCCUUUUCUUCACUCUACAGCUAGAAGUGAGGGUACUAAUUCAGUUUUCAAGGACAACGUUGGUUCAACAUACAGUGUUAUAAGUUUCUUGGGUGAGUACGAGAGGAUCACUAAAGAAAUUGAGGAGAAGGAAAGAGAGCAGGACUCAAUCACAAGAACUACUACACCUGAUUACUGGGUGAAGAGUGAAAUUGAAUAUCAGGCUGGCAGAAUAUAUGAAGUCUACAAGACAAGAAUGCUUGCAGAAAAGGACUUCAGGUCUCGGAGGUUUGUUGUACUGGUUAAUCUACCAACUGAAGACUUCUCUUGCAUUUGCUGCAAAUUUCAGAAGGAUGGUAUACUUUGUAGCCACAUACUUCGUGUACUUGUAAAUCUCAACAUUUCAGAACUACCAGCAAAGUACUUCAUUGAAAGGUGGAAGCCACAAGACAGGAAGGUAGUGAGAGACAAGCAGUACAAUGUACCUUUGGAGCUCACAGAGAAGAACCGGCACCUCAUGUUUACUCUGUUGACAAAAAGGCUGGUUGAUAUUGCAUCUGAAGGUUCGCGUGAUAACGAACGUUAUCUCUUGGUAGUAAAAGAAGCUAUUCAGAUAGAGGCAAAGUUAGAUGCAAUAAGUGCAGCUCAGGAAGAAGCAGACAAACAAAAGAAUAAUGGGAAUCAGACAGAGAACGUACGUCCUGAUGUUGUAGAUGAUGGUUUCGGUGCAACCUUUGAGAAUCCUGAUGUAGCUAAACCAAGAGGAAGACCUACAGUAACAGGGCGGCAGAAAACUUUAGUUGAGGAAUUCCGUUCAAAGCAGAGAAUAACUUGUAGCCAUUGUGGAUCACAUGCGCAUAAUAUUGCAGCUCCUAAUUCAUCUAAGAAGCGACAGAAUACUGGCAAAUCAAAGAUGCAAGAGAGUCCCCUUGUGCUGUGA
Messenger RNA from Lolium perenne, 2145 nucleotides. RefSeq names its product protein FAR1-RELATED SEQUENCE 5-like. NCBI's taxonomy places the organism in Eukaryota, Viridiplantae, Streptophyta, Magnoliopsida, Poales, Poaceae. Gene Ontology annotation, molecular function: zinc ion binding. The record is from RefSeq and is a predicted model, not a curated record.